This is a messenger RNA of Morus notabilis, 660 nucleotides long. RefSeq lists its product as uncharacterized. Gene Ontology annotation, biological process: NADH dehydrogenase complex (plastoquinone) assembly. Lineage: Eukaryota; Viridiplantae; Streptophyta; Magnoliopsida; Rosales; Moraceae. The transcript has 2 exons. The record is from RefSeq and is a predicted model, not a curated record. Bases 44 to 427 code for a protein of 127 amino acids.
CUUUAGCCCAACGAAGGAAGUAAGAACCACACAAAUAUUAGUCAUGGCAAUAUCUCUUUCUUCUGCAGCCAAUUCUCCUCCAUGCUUAAAGCCUCUUCUUCCUAAAACCUUGAGCUCUUUCCACACCAAAAAUGGACGCUCAAGCUCAAUCUUCAGUAUAAAGUGUGAAUCUUCGGCAGAUAAUGAGAGUGCAAAACGACUUUCAAAACUCGAGAUUGGGUCUCCUAUUGUUGUCGUUGAGGCCCCCAAGAUGAUUAAAACCGCUGCCUCAGUUCCCUGCCUUAGGGUCAACUCUGGCUUAGUCAACCCUGGCGAUGUUGGAAGGAUUGUGUCAAGAAAGCCAAAGGAUGUGUGGGCAGUGCGUCUAAGCAUCGGUACUUACCUUAUAGAUGGGAAAUAUUUCAAGCCCUUAGAUGUUGACAAAUAAAUAUAAAUAUACAUACAAAUAAUUCUUGGCUUAUAUAUAUGGAUAUCAGAAUAAUAAUUUUAGAUGAAGAUCUUGCCUAUUGCAUUUUUCUAAUUUCUUCCACAUUUCUUGUUGUUGCAAUAUGUAACAAUAUAUUUUUAUUGUUCCAAUCUUCCCAAAUAAUCGGGUUAAUUACAUUAAUGGUCAAUGAGUGCGAGCAAAAGUACAUAGAGGCCUAGAUGUAUGAAUACGAA